Messenger RNA from Danaus chrysippus (African queen), 4098 nucleotides. NCBI's taxonomy places the organism in Eukaryota, Metazoa, Arthropoda, Insecta, Lepidoptera, Nymphalidae. The record is from the annotation of a GenBank genome assembly.
AUGGAGGCUGUGAAGGAUGAGGAGCGUUUGCUCCGUCUACGUGUCCUGGAGGAGAAAAUAUGCGAUCCUCUAUCAGUCGGCAACGUGGAUGGUUUACUCGAUACCGUCACCGCUCUGGUCUGCGACUGUUAUUAUCCGGCCAUUCGACGGAUGAAAAACGUCGAAGCUUAUACAAGCAGAUAUGAAGAAUUUGCUUCAGAGGUAGUUAAUUUGCGUAUGAAAGCAGCUGAUUUUGAUUUGAUCAAAGUUAUAGGCCGUGGGGCUUUUGGUGAGGUACAACUAGUCAGACACAAAUCAACUCGUCAUGUAUAUGCAAUGAAACUCCUCAGUAAAGUAGAAAUGAUAAAAAGAUCAGACUCUACAUUUUUUUGGGAAGAAAGACACAUUAUGGCCCAUGCUAAUUCAGAGUGGAUACUGAAGCUUCAUUUUGCAUUUCAAGACCAGAAAUACCUUUAUAUGGUAAUGGACUACAUGCCGGGUGGAGACCUUGUCAGUCUCAUGUCCAAUUAUGAUAUACCUGAGAAAUGGGCAAAGUUUUAUACUAUGGAAAUAGUACUGGCAUUAGAUGUGAUCCAUGGAAUGGGCUUUGUUCAUAGAGAUGUGAAACCUGAUAAUAUGUUAAUUGAUAAAUAUGGACAUUUGAAGUUAGCAGAUUUUGGAACAUGCAUGAGAAUGGGGCCUGAUGGACUUGUAAGAGCUAGCAAUGCAGUUGGCACUCCCGACUACAUUUCUCCUGAAGUGUUACAAUCUCAAAAUGGAGAAGGUGUUUAUGGACGUGAAUGUGAUUGGUGGGCUGUGGGUAUAUUUUUAUAUGAAAUGUUAAUAGGCGAUCCACCAUUUUAUGCCGAUAGUUUAGUUGGUACUUACGGGAAGAUUAUGGAUCAUAGAAAUUCUUUGCAAUUCCCCGAUGACGUUGAAAUCUCGAAGGAGGCGAAGUCACUUAUUCGAGGUUUGUUAACAGAUAGAGUGAAAAGACUUGGAAGAAAUGAUGUUGCAGAAAUAAAGCAGCAUCCAUUCUUUAAAAAUGACCAGUGGAGUUUUGAGAAUUUAAGAGAUGCUGUACCGCCAGUUGUGCCCGAGUUGUCAAGUGAUGAUGAUACGAGAAACUUCGAUGAUAUCGAAAAAUCGGAUGCCUUGGACGAGUCUUUUCCAGAACCGAAGGCGUUUGUGGGUAAUCAUUUACCGUUUGUCGGCUUCACGUACAAUGGUGACUAUCAACUCUGUGGUGGAAGGAAAAAGGCAGCAGAUGUCGUAGAUACGAUAUCUAACAAUCACAUAACCAACGCAGGAUCUGAAGCAAUACUACACUUGGAAAAACUUUUAGAAAGGGAGAGAGAUAGCAGACGUAAACUAGAAGACACGCAAGUAAUGUUGUGUGCACAGUUAGAAGAAUUGGCUCAAAGGGAAUCUAGGACUAAAAAAAUUGCUGCAGAUACAGACAAGGAGUUGGUUCUGCUGAAACGUGAUCUCAAAGAAAUACAACGAAAAGCUGAAAUCGAAGCCGAUUGCAGGCGGAACGCCGAGUUCAACUACAGCGACGUGAAGCGUCGUUUAGAAGAAGAACUCAACAAGAGAGCUAAAGAAAUGAGUAAUUUGCAAAUAUAUAACGAUAAAAUUAAUGUUUUAGAAAAAGAAUUAAAUGAAAUGCGAGAGAAACUGAAACAGGAGUCGGAAGCUGCGGCUAAAUCAAGAAAACAAGCGGCCGAGCUUAGUGCAGCACAAGCGGCAGCGGCUGCUGUGAGUGACGGUACUGUUGCAAAUCUACGAGCACAGAGGGACGUCCUUGAGAGAGAUUGCAGCAAUCUGUCCGAAGAGCUCGGUACAGUAAAGGCAGACAAGCAACGAAUGGAGGCAACACUAGCUGAAACAACCAGUCGCCUGACUGCAGCUCAAACAGAACUCGAACGCUCGACCACGAAAAUAAAUCAGAUAAUAAAUGACAAUCGACAACUAUCUGAACGAAUAUCUUCAUUAGAAAAAGAGUGUGCUUCCAUGUCGCACGACCUGAAGGCCUCGCAGCACAUGUAUCAACAGGAAGUUCGGGCUCAUCAAGAAACGCAACGGUCUCAGUUAGUUUCCAACCAGGAGGCUAACUUAGAGUUAGUUAAAGCCUUGCAAGUUAAAUUGAACGGUGAGAAGGCGGCGCGCCAUCGGGCUGAGUGUCACACGCAAGAUAAAGAACGUCAAAUGUCCAUGCUCAGUGUGGACUAUAGGCAGAUGCAGCAGAGACUACAGAAGCUUCAAGGAGAACAUCGCCAGGAGAGCGAGAAGGUCGUUGGUCUACAAGCGGCGUUGGAGCAAGAACGUGCUGCGCGUGUGGCAGCCAGCGCUGAGACAGCGGCCGCGGAGGCUGCGUCACGCGCUGCAGCCGCUGAAAGGGAUGCUCGUACUCGUGAUCUACACGCCGCCCGGGCCGCCCUGCAUGACGCCUCGGAGAAACUAGCCGCUGCAGCCGCUGAAAGGGAUAUGCAUUAUGCACGGAGCGAGGAGUUACGUUCCCAGUUGGAGAAUGAACAGCACUACUGCGUCGUGUACCGCAACCAGGUGAACGAGGUGCGGGCUCAGCUGGACGAGCGGGAACGAUCAGCUCGGGACCUGGAACAAGAACGAGCCAGUCUCAUGCAUCAGCUGCAGCUUGCCAUCGCUAGGGCUGACUCAGAGGCGAUCGCCAGGUCCAUAGCAGAGGAGACGGUUGGAGAAUUGGAAAAAGAGAAGACGAUGAAGGAGUUGGAGAUGAGAGACGCUCUGGCGCAGCACCGCGGGGAACUGGCGGCAAGGGACGCGUUGGUGCAGGGACUGAGGGACCGCGACCACGAGAACAGGGCUACUAUAGACUUGCAGAGAAAGGAGGUGGACGAGCUCAGACGCAGCGGCACCGCGCUGGCUGAACGAGUUGCCACACUACAGAGACUACAAGACGACGUCGACCGACUGAACAAGAAACUCAACUCGGAGAUCAUGCUCAAACAACAGGCCGUCAAUAAACUGGCUGAGAUCAUGAACAGGAAAGACAUGAAUCCAGCGUCCACUAAGAACAAGAGUAAGAUGUCUGUACGCAAGGACAAGGACUACCGCAAGCUGCAACAAGAACUAACAAGGGAAAAGGAGAAAUUCGACCAACACAUAAGUAAACUACAUCGAGACUUGCAAGAGGCGCAGCAACAGAUACUUGAGGAGCAACAGACGAAGCUACGGCUGGCUAUGGAGGUCGACAGCAAGGACGCGGAGAUCGAGCAAUUAAAAGAGAAGCUAGCGGCGCUGACCAGCGAGACGGCGUCUCAGUCGUCCGCCGACGCUGAGGACGGUGAGACGGAACAGACGCUGGAGGGCUGGCUGUCCGUGCCCUUCAAACAGAACAUACGGCGGCACGGCUGGAAGAAACAAUACGUGGUCGUGUCCUCCAAGAAGAUCAUCUUCUACAACUCGGAGAACGACAAGCAGAACACCACCGACCCCGUCAUGAUACUAGACCUCAGCAAAGUGUUCCACGUGAGGUCAGUGACCCAGGGUGACGUCAUCCGCGCCGACGCCAAGGACAUACCUCGCAUCUUCCAGCUGCUGUACGCUGGAGAGGGAGAGGCUCGGCGACCGGGAGACGCUCAGGACACGCCCACCGACGGGCCGGACCAUGCUGGUAACACGGUCCAACACAAGGGUCACGACCUGGUCAGCAUCACGUACCACAUCCCCACGGCCUGCGAGGUCUGCACUCGGCCUCUGUGGAACAUGUUCCGUCCGCCGCAGGCCUACGAGUGUAGACGUUGUCGUAUGAAGAUCCACGUGGAGCACGUGUCUGAGGGCGAGGGUGUAGCUGCUUGUAAGCUGCACGCCGACCGCGCGAGGGAGCUGCUGCUGCUAGCGGCCGGCGCGCCCGAACAGAGGCGCUGGGUCGCGAGACUGGCGCGACGCGUGCAGAGACACGGAUACCGGGCGGCCAUUACUAAUAAUCAUGAGAACAAUAAGCUGUCACCCAGGGACUCAAUGCGUUCAAACCUAAAGCCGGGAUAUCUGAACGCAUCUCAGCGUAGUUCAACCCUGCCAGCGAAUGCCUCCCUCCCGCGCCAACUGAUGAACGAAAUUUUUGUACCUUAUAUAUAA